AUGUAGUAAUAGGCAAAUACUGGAUAUGGUAUCUGGAUGAAGUAUUAACCAUUUAGAAGUAUUGAUGAUCUAAGUAUCCAUCAUAUAAUUGAUAUUAGGAAAUAGAUAUACUUAAGAAGAUAAUGGUUUGAAUUAUUAAAAAGUUGUUAAGGGCGGACAAUUUAUUUAUUCUAUAGAAUAAGGACAAAGUUAAUAGAAUAUAAUUGUUGUUUCUGUUUAUAUUGAUAUUGAAAGUGAAUUAAUCCAACAUCAUGUACUUUACUCCACUUUGUUGAAAUAGCAUAAAUUAUAAUUUACUUAGGAUAAUUAAUUAUAUGAAGGAGUCUGGAUUAUGUUUUUUGUAUUUUUUGAUGUAAACUAAAAAAAAACAACCUUUGGAUACAAUAAUCUUAAAGGAAUGUCAUAGAUUUAAGUAGUGUAGGAAAUUCCAUUUUUAGAAUAAAAGAUUAAACAUAUUUAAGGAGGUCUUUAUUAAUAUAUUGAUAAUUAAUAAACACUAGUCAUAUUAGAUUAAUUUCAAGGUCAGUUAUCUUAUGCUUUUACAUCAAAAUUUGAGAAUAUUUUUGAUGAUAUAAAUCUUUGUGUAAAUAGAUUCAUGAGAUAUUUUUAUUGUCAAGAAUUUGAUUAUGUUUUGACUGAUUGGAACUAAUAAAUGAAGGGAGAUAUAUAUAUUCAUUAAACUACAAUUGAAUUAGACGUUCCUAAAUAUGUAAUUCAUGGAUGGAUAAAAUUAAACUUAAUAUAUUAAUAUAAUCUGGAAACUAUAAUAUUUAGAAUCACAAUAAAUAAAGAUUAUAAUGAUGAUCUUAACUUAGGUGAUCAAGUUGCUCUACUUAAAUAUUACUAAAGUAAUAUUCCAGCUGAAAAUGGUUUUGAAUUAUCUACAUAUUCUUAUUAAUUUCCUGUUAAAAUACGAUAUUAGACUCAGAAGGAUGAUAAGAUAAGUGAUUAUGGUGAUUAAUACUCAGAAUUAUUUAUUUAAUGGCAUUACAUCUAAUAUGAAUUUGGGUCUGAUAAUAUUGGAGGAUAACCAAUUUUUUCAAUUUAUUUCCCAUCUAUAGAUAAAGUGAGAAGGUUCUAAUGGAACAAGAUAAUAAGGCAUUUUACAGGAGCUAAACUUGAAAUUUAUUUAGGUGGAGAUGAUUAUACUAAUUUUUUUAUGAAAGGAUUUAUAAGUGAAAUGACAUUUACUAUUUUUUGUGAAUCAGCACCCAUUAAGAAUCCUCCUUGUCAUUUUACUUGUUUUACUUGUAAUGGUCCUACAUAAUUUAAUUGUAUUAGUUGUUCAGAGACUUAAUUUAGAUAUUUUUCUAAUAUUGAAAACUCUUGUAUUUGUUAAGAUGGUUAUUAUGAAAAUGAUGUUGGGAUUUGUGAAUCUUUAGUUAUUUCAUUACCUUAAAUUUUAAGAUAGGAAGUUGAAAUUAAAUGCAAAUUAAUAGGUUAUAAUAUUUGUAAUGAAGAUUAAAUUGAAUGUACGUUUGGGUAUUUUUAAAUCCAAAAUAAAUGCAUUUAGUGGUAUGAAAUGAUAUAUUGGUUAGUCCUCAUUAUAGUGAAAUAAUGUCUAUCGUCCAUUUUACAUGUUUUAAUUGUAUCAUAUCUCCUUAGGAAUUUGCCAAAAACUUAACUUGUUUUUAAGAAGCAAGUACCUAUUAAUACAAUUAAGAAUAUAUUUAUCAAAUAAGAUUGAAAAAUUAAAAUGAAAUUAGCUUUUAUGAAAUUUCUGUUGGUUAAGAUUAAAACUUUGAAUUAGUAUUAUGUAUUAAUUGUGUUGGAAAAUAAUUAUGUAAGCCAGGCUAUUUUUAUACAGAUAAUUAAUGUAUAAAUUGUAUUGAAGGUUGUCAAACAUGUUUAGAUAUUAAUAAUUGUGAUUAAUGUUAUCCAAAUUAUUAUAGAGAUUUUGAAAAUAAAUGUAAAAGUUGUUAAAAUUGUGCAAGUUGUACAGCUUAUAGAGACGAUAUAUAUUGUGUUACUUGUGAAGAAAAAUAAAUAUUAGUAAUUGCAACUUGUCUUUAAUGUGGAAGGAAUUGUGAUUAAUGUGAUGACUAUUAAUAUUGUAAUUUUUGUAUCGGAUCUCCAUAAGAUUAUUAUAUUUCAUUAGAUGGAAUAAAUUGUAAUGUCUGUAACAUUGAUAAUUGCAUUUAUUGUUUUGAAUAUUAUUUUAACAACAAUCAGUACUUUACAACAUUAGAUAUUAAAUUCUCUACUUUUAAUUCUCAUUUUCAUUAAAUAAAUGUAGGGUGCGCUUUGUGCUCUAAAAACUACUUUUAUAAUUAGAAUACUUAAUAAUGUGAAUUGCAGAUAUUUGAUAACAAUUAUAAUUGUGAGUUUGCUAUUAUAAAUUAAUCUGAUUUUAGCAAAAAAUGCAUCAGAGGCUCAGAAAAUGCAUUUGCUAUAUAAAUAUAAAAAUGUCCAGGUAUAUCAUUUUGUCUUGAAUGUAUAAAUAAUUAUAAAGAUAAUGAUCCAUUUUGUAUCAUUUGUUAAGAUGGAUAUUAUUCACAUAUCUUAACAGGUCAAUGCAGUCUUUGUCCUAAUGAUUGUAAGUCAUGUAUUUAAUAAAACAAAAGAUAUAGAGAUUAUUGGAAGUGGGAUAUUAAGGCAUUUUAUAAGUUUUUUCUUAAUGGAAAUAAUGACCAUCCUUUUGAAGAUUUUGCAUCUAAUUCUUCCGAAAAAGAAAUGGAAAUUAUAUGUACUUCUUGUCAUAUCGGAUUUAUCAUAGAUUAAUUCAAAUGCAUAUAAGAUUGUGAUAAAGCUUGUUAAAAAUGUGAAAUUAUAAAUGGAAAAUCAACUUGUAUUAAAUGCAAAGAGACUUCUAAGAGUCUUUUAAAAAGUUAGAGUAAAGAUGGAAUUUGUUAACUUUGUCCUUCAAAUUGUGUUGCUUGUUUGGACAGAUAGGAAUCUGAAAUAAAAAAAAUCAACCCCUAUUUUAUUUUAACUAGUUAAAAUGUAUAAUAAACAAGAAUUUGUUUUGAAAUUUCUUAAAAGACCUUAUCAAAUACUCAUUAUCAUUAUGAUACAUUCACCUAAACUGUAUCAACUUGUAAUUAGAAUAAACAAUGUUAUAAUAGAAUAAUUUUUAAAUUAAAUUUGUUUUGUGAUUAUUCAGAUUACUUUGAAAAAAUGUUUUCUUAGAAUGAUAUAUAUUUUGCCAAGACAAAUCUACCUCUUGAUAGAUUUUAUGAUGAAUACUACUUAAAUUUUUAUGAAUCCCAAUAGCUUUAUACUUAUUUAAAUGAAAUUUAAGUUAAAUAUGCUUCCUAUGAAUUUACAUUAAUAUAAGGUUAUGCUGAAGAGUGCCUUAUGAAAAAUAACCUAAAUAUUUACUCAACCUUAUUAUAAAAUGUAUUUACUUUGUAAAAAAUUGACAUAGAAUUUUUAGGGAAAGAGUAUCCAACAAAAUUAAAAAUUGAUUCACAAAUUAAUUUCAGUAAUUUUACAUCUGUGACAUUUACUAAUAUUCAAUUUAAUUUUGGUGAAAAUAUAUUUACUUUUUCAGAUUCUACUUUGAUUAAUUUAUAUAAUUUAAAAUUAACUUUAGUCUUAAGCUUUAAUAAUUGCAUUUUUAUAACUAAAAAUGGAUUAAACAAAAAUUACACAUUAUAAAUUAAUUCUAAUACUCCUUAUUCACUUAUAAUCAACAAUUUAAUUUUGGAAACAUUUCAUAUUUAUUCAUCAAAUCUAUUUUAAUUUAUUGCUUAAAUGAAUGGUUAAAAGAAUUAUCUUUUUUUAAAAAAUCUCAUAAUCAGAAACUCUUUUUUUUUUAACUCCACAUUAUUUAAAUUUAUUGCUAAUAUCGAUAACUUAAAUUAUAAUUCAAAUUUUUCUGAAGUUGAAGUAAGAGAUACUAUAUUUUUGUAAUCUUCAUUUAUAUUAAGUAGCAGCCUUUUAAAUUUUACAACUGGAACUAUAUUAAUUGAAAAAUUAAGGCUAAAUCAUUUUAGAAUGUUAUUAAAUUCUAAUUUUGUUUAACUUCCUUCUGUUAUUUAUGCAAAAAUUGAAGAAGUUGAGUUAGAGAAUUGUUAAUUUCUUAAUUACUCUAAAUUUUACUCAUCAAAUAUAAUUAAUAUUGAAAAUAGCAUUGUGAAUAAUACAAAAAUUAUUGAUAGCAAUUUGAUAAUAAAUGAUGUAGAUUAUUCAAGAUCUUAAUAAGCUUUGUUUGAAUCAUCUAGAAUUUAAAUAAAGUCUUGCUAAUUUUUGAAUAAUGAAUAUAAUAAUCAUUAGUAAAUAAUACUUAUUAAGAGAUAUGUAGAAAUAACUAAUGCUUCUCUUUAAAUAGAGAAUUUAUUCAUGUUAAACAAUAGAUUGACAACAAAGAUAUAACAAAAUUAAAUAUCAUAUCACUAAUCUAUGAUUUAUAUUGAAUGCUAAAUCUGUUUAUUACAAAAUAUAAUCAUCUCAAGAGGGUAUGGAUUUCCGGAAUUUAGUAUCCUUAAUUCUGAUAUAUUGACAAUACGGAAUUUAACAUUCUAAUAAGAUUAACGAUACUUCUCAAAAACUUUACAUACAUCAAUAGAUUGUGUUAAAAAAUUUACAAUCAUGGAUUUAUAUUUCAUUAUAUUUAUUGGUUAAUAUCAAAUUGUGAAUAUAGAAUCAUUUAAUAUUAUAAAUUCGUUAAGUUUUAAUAACCCUUAUAUCAUAUUUUAAGGAUAUGACAUAAUGAAAAAAUCAAUAAAUGAAUCCAUUAUUAUCUAAGAUUCAAAAUUUUUAAAUAAUUAAUUAAUAAUUACAGACUCUAACAAAAAUACUGCUUUAAUUUCAAUAGCAUCAUCAUAAUAAUGUUCAUUAUAUAUUUCUAAUAAUGAUUUUUUAAAUAAUCAUUUGAAUGAAUAUUUUUAAGAUUAAACAAGCAUAUCAUCAGCUACAUUAUAUAUAUCUUUAUAAUAAGGAUUAAUUUAGAUUAAAAACUGCACAUUUUAUAAAAAUCUUGUAACUAAUUCUAGUGAUUCAAUUAUUUACAUAAAAUCAACAAUCUUAAAUUUAUAAAAUCUAGACUUUGCUAAUAAUAAUAUAAAAAAUACAUCAAAUUUGAUAAAAAGUAUAAUUUUUGCAGAAAAUGAAAAUUUAAGUUCAAUUAAUUUUGAAGCAGCAUUUCCAAUAAAAUCUAGAAGUGGAAAUGGAUAUUUUAUUGUUAAAGAACUAAUUAUUAAUAAUAUUUCAAUUAAUAGUUCUAAUUCUUUAUAAGGGGGAGGUUUCUAUAUUGCCACAUAAGGAAUGAGCAAAAUAUUAAUAUCAAACUCUUUUUUUACAAAAACAUAAACUCAACUGCAGAGUUCUGUCUUUUCUAAUGGAGGAUGUUUAUACAUUGAUGCCUCUUUGUCUUAAUUUACAUUUUCUCUAAUAAAUUCAUCAAUAGAUACAUCAUUUGCUAAAUAAGAUGGAGGAGGAAUUAUUAUAAUUCCAUCAGAAAUAUAUAAUGAGAUUUAGUUGAUAAAUGUAAAGAUUAAAGAUUGUUUUUCAUUAAAUAAUUCCUUUUUAUCAUUUAUUCCAAAUAAGGUUGAAAAUUUGCUUUCAACUAUAACAUUUUAAAAUGUUGAUUUUUAUUAAACAGAAGAGGGGUUGAAUAUGUACCUUUCAUUACUAGAAUAACUUACUAAUUCAUAAGCAUCUUAAUUAGCAAAUUCUAAUCCAUUAAUUUUUGUUAAGUUUAGUAAUUUCACUUUGGAUAAUUGUAACUUUUAUUCAACUUAUAUGUAAUUUUUGGUUUAUUUGGACUCAGUUGAUAACAUAAUUUUAACAAAUAUUAAAGUCAUUAAUAGUUCAACAUUUAAUUCUCCUUUAUUUAAAAUAAAUAUAAGAGCAGGUAAUUAUGAUUAUAUUUACAAUAGAAUUUUCUGGAUUCAUAAGGAUUUAAAAUCUUGAAUUUACUAAUAUUAUAUAAAAUUAAAAGUUUGAAGAAGGUACUUGCGUAUUAAUAAAAUAAACUUAAGAAAAUUAAUUAUAAUGUCCAGAAGAACCCUCAAAAAAUAGUGUAACUAUAAAUGAGCCAGAUUUUACAUAGAAUCAACUAAUUUGUAAUAAAAUUUUAAUAUUUUCAAACUACUAAUAUAAUUUUAGUCUUUUCGAAAUAGACUAAAUAAAUUCAAAUCAAUAAUUAUUUGUUUAAAAUAUCCAAUUUUUAAAUAUAAUUUGUGAAACAUGUUAAUUUGGUCUAAUGAGAAUUCUUGGAUUUAAAUAAUUGGUGGGUUCAAACAUGUAAUUCUCUUAUAUUUAUAUAAAAAAUAGUAUAUGUGGAAAUUCAGGUUGUUUAUCAAUUAUUAGAUCAAUUGAUGUAUCCUAUUUUUCAAGAAGUUUAUAAGAUAAUAAUCGAUUAUUAAACUCACUUAAUUACGAUAAUUUAGAAAGUCAAAUGAAAUAAUAAUUAUCCAUAGUUAAAAGUGUGUUUAUAAAUAACACAGCUUUAUUAGGAGGUUCUCUAUAUUUAAUAGAUAUUGAAACAUUAAUUAGAGAAUGUAUAUUUAUGAAUAAUUCUGCACGUGUAGGUGGAGCUAUCUACUACAAUUCCAAAGAGAAAUAAUUGUUAAUAUUAGAGACUGAUAUCACAAUGAAUCUUGCAGAUAUUGCAGGUGGAUUGUUCAUUAAUUCCUAAUAUCUUUAAUUGACAAAAGACUUAGAUGUUUAUCUAGCCAAUAAUAAUUCAACUUUAUAUGGUAAUAAUAUAGUAGAGAAACCAAGAUCAUUAACAUUAUCCUUAAAUGGAGGAUUUUCAUUUUUAGAAAAUAAACACUUUUUUCGUUCUGAAACUGAGAUGAUUGAACAAAUAAUUCUCCAUCCUUAUACAACAUAUGGUUUAUCAACUCCAUAAGUAUAUCUAAAGUUACCAUCUGGGUAACCUAUUGUUGCAUAUGAAUAUUUUGACUAUCUUACUUUUAAUUCUAUACCUUAUAAUUAUCAAUUUAGAAUUAUUGCUUUAGAUAAAUUUAAACAAUAAAUUAAAGGUUUAGAUAAUUCAUAUUGUUAUUUAAAGCCUUAAGUUUUUAAUAUAUCUGCUUAGGCUGAAUAAUUAAAUAUAGUAUUUAGCCUAUCUUUCUACAAUAUUAGUUUUAAUUAAACAACUGGUGAUUAUAAUUUAGAUAAUCUAGUAAUCUAUUUCAAUCCAAAUUAUAGUGAAGAUCUAGUUUUGAGGCUAUUCAUUAGUUGUAAUUCUGUUUCAGUACCAAUAUAUAAUGAGGAACCACCUUAUUUAAUUGAUAAAACUUUAGAAUCUUACAAAAUAUUUGUGGACAUUUAAACAUUUCCUUGUCAAAUUGGAGAAUUUUUGAAUUAUACUUCCGGAGGAUGUGUAAUUUGUGAUGCAUAUAAAAACGAAUAUUCUGUUGAAUUAGAGGCAAAAAGCUGCAGUUACAAAGAUGAUUCAAAAAUAAAUUCUAUAAAAUCUUCUAUGAUUGAAUUAAAGUCUGAUUAUUGGAGACCAUAUUACUACAGUAACAUUAUUGAAUAUUGUUACCAUCUUCCUUAAAAUUGUAAAGGAGGCUGGUUGCCAGGAGAUGUUUCGUGUUAAUUAGGGCAUAUUGGAGCUUUAUGUGAAUAAUGCGAUCUUUAUAAUAUAAGAGGUGAUGGACAAUUUUCAGUGAGUUAAGAAUUCCAUUGUGGAAAUUGCGAUUAAAUUUCCUAUAAUAUCUUACUAACUAUUUUAAUAAGUCUUUGGACUAUACUUUCAGUUUUAUUAUCAGUUAGUAGUACAGUUGCUAUGAUGAAAGAUUUUAUUCGAGAUAUAAGAUUAAAGGCUUUUGGAUUAUCUCAUUCUAUAAAAGAAGCAUCGCCAGCUAUUUUAAUUAAAAUAUUUACAAAUUAUUUAUAGAUUAUACAAGCAAUCUCAACAUUUAAACUAGAAGUACCCUUUAAUGUACUUAUAAUCAUAUAAGGUUUUGCUAAUCCGAUUGGAUCUAUGGCAUAUUCAUUAGAUUGCUUUAUAGUAUCUUUUGCAAAUAUAUAAAUUAUUUACUUUAAAUUAAUAUGGAGUUUGAUUAUGGCAGUAAUUUAUUUAAUGUUUUUUUUUCUUUUACUUGGAACUGCUGUUUCAAUAAAAUUAAUUAGGCUUGAUGUUUCUUAUAUUUCAACUCCUUUUAUCUAUUUAUUCAUAUAUUUAUAACCAAAUUUGAUAGGUUAAAUUAUCUCAUUAUUAUCUUACAGAAAGAUUUCAAAUGAGAAUUGGAUUUAAGGAAAUGUUUCAUAUUUGUAUAAUACGAAUUCUCAUUAAUAAUGGAUUUAUUCUUUAUGUUUUCCUCUUUUAUUCAUUAUUAGUUCUUUUAUUCCUUGCUGUUUAUGGUUUGGGCUAUUUAAAAAUAAACAUUAAUUGAAUAAUAUAAGCAUAAGGAGAAUUUGGGGAUAUUUGUAUAAUGAGUAUAAAAAUAAUGCUUAUUAUUGGGAAACAUUAAAAAUAAUUGAAAAAGAAGCAAUAAUAAUUGUAUUAAUUUAUUAUAAUGAUCAUAUUUAAAUUAAAGCUUCAAUUGUUUUCCUUAUAUUAUUUUAUUACAGCUUUUUAACAAAUUCAUCCAAACCAUACGCUACAGGAUAAUUAAAUCGCUUGGAUGCAUAAUCUACAAUUAUCUGUGCUAUAUCAAUAAUUAUGGCUAGUUGUAUUUAUACAGCAUAAUAACAAAGAUUAAAUGAAAUUAUUUUGCCUUCUUACUUUGUAAUUGGAUUCAUAAAUUCUUUAUAUCUGAUUUAGAUGAUUCUUUAAAUUAUCUUAUCUUAUUUUAAAAAAUUUGACCUACUAAUUGAUAGAUUUAAAGAAAUUAUUUUGAAAAAUUUUCCAAAUAUAAUUUCAUAGCAUCCUAAAAUUUAUAAUUUCUUAGAAGGGAAAAAAUAAAAGAAAUUAAGAGUUAAAAUAAAAUAUAAGAAAUUAAAAGAUUACCUAUUGGCUAGAGCAAGAAAAAAUUUGUAAUUUAAAAUGUAUUAUAAUUAAUAAUUAUUAAUAGGCUUAAUGAAAAUUUUCUAUCAAAUUAAGGAAGUUUGAAGGGAUUUGAGUAAGAAUAAAAUUUUAUUCUAUCUCCCUAAAUAAAAAGUAUCUAAAGUGAAGUUGUUUUGAAUACAAGUUAGUUAAUUUCAGAGAGAACAAAUUAAAUUUAAAAAUAUCCUGAAAACUAAUAAAAAUCAAUUUUUUAUGCAUUUUAAAGAGAUAAUAAAUAAAGACUUUUAAAGGUGGAAAAUAUUCAACAUCAGAAACCUGAAAACUCUACUUAAUGA
Messenger RNA from Paramecium primaurelia, 9183 nucleotides. The record is from the annotation of a GenBank genome assembly. Lineage: Eukaryota; Ciliophora; Oligohymenophorea; Peniculida; Parameciidae.